AUGAGGAGAGUACUAGCCUGUGCGAGGUGCCGGGGCCAUAAGAUUAAAUGUGUGCACAAUAAUCAGCCACCAUGCUCGUACUGCCAGCACAAGGGUAUAGCAGAGAAGUGUGUUCUUUCUUUCCCUCCUACAAAGAAGAGGAAGAAGGCAGUUUCGUAUUCGCAAGAUGCAACAGCGUUUCCUACGGGGUAUGAUCACCAGAAGAAGCUUGAACAGCGGCAGCCCCUCUCCGUUCCAAGCUCGGACUCAAAUCAGAUGCAGCAGCAGCAGCAGAAACAACAGCAACAGCAACAAGAGUCGCAUAUGUAUAAUGAACACACAUAUGGAGCACAAAAACGGAAGAAGCCGCUUCCUAUGGAUGUGUAUCGGGCAGAUAACAAUACUCAGCUUCGUUAUCCCCAACAGCAAAACCAACCACUUUCUUAUGUGCACGACGUAAGUGCGGGUCCGCAGGAGCUUCAUCUACCACAACAAGAGUUUCGACAGAGUAACACUGCUGAUGACUUGCAAAAUUCUCUUUCCCACAUGGAUAAAAUUUUCGAACAGGAUGGGCGUGCAGUUAAGUCGGAAACUAGGGAGCCCUCUUGGAAGUUCGAUCCCCAAUUUUUGUACACUCAAACGAUCUAUGACUUGGCUCGCAGCAUUCCCCAUGAGGUUGUAUUAUCUGCUAUCGAAAGGGUUUGGGAAAACUUCCCAGAGCUCCGUUUCUUCAACAUGGAUAAUAUAUUUGAGGAAAUUUCGAGCAUGAAUCCGGUGUUGAUCGGUGCGAUAAUGGCUCAGGCCUCAUUUUAUUGUCCUUGUACCUCUGUUUCUUCCCCAAACAAGUCUCUUGAAUACCAGUGGCUUGGUGCUGAUGCCUUCAAUGUCAAGAAUCUUGUUUAUGAAAAGUUGGCCAUGGACGCAAUAUUUAAUCGUGGCCUGCUGCUUGCAAAACCGGACAUCGAGAUUGUCAAGGCACUGCUUCUUUUGUGUACUAAUAAAUGGGGUCAUAAUGAGUAUUACAUGUCCUGGAUGGUGCAUGGCUGUGCAGCUCGUAUGAUACAAGUACUAUUCUUUGAUGAAAGCUUUUUACAGAAGUGCAGGGGAUCGCCUGCUUUGCAGGAGACUAAGAUGAAAACAUACUGGUCCGCUUUCUUACUUGAUAGGGUGAUUUGCACAGGUGAAAAUCGCUCCUUUGUAAUUCAGGAUUACCAAUCUCACCCACUCCCAUCAGAAAAUAUCAAUAUUGACUCAAACUUGACGAAUAACCUUCCAAUGAAUGAAGAUCUGGAUUUCUCACGAAAGAAACAAAACGGGCAAUACCUUACCCUAAGGAAUUUUAAUUCAUACUUUUCAAAGUAUCCUGCUACGAUCACAAGUAAGAGGCAGGCAUUCCUGAUUAAAAUAUACUCUAUCUGGGGGGAUCUAAAUCGUUAUCUAAUAGGUGGGGCUUAUGAUGCAGGUCAGAAUUGCAAACCUUGGGACUCUUCUACUAUAAUCGGUCAACUUUGGCAGGAACUAAAUGAUUGGAGAACGGUACUGCCCCAAGAAUGGUUGUGGUCUAAAGAAAAAUAUAUGGACAAUAAUAGCCCACUGCGGAAGGAUACUAUAUUCCCUAUGAUGAACUGUCUCUAUUUGUUAAGUAUAAUAUUCAUUACUCGGGAGUUUCUUCCAUUCCUCCCACAUUCAGUAGAUAAGCCAGAUGGCUCUAAGUUUGGUACUCCCCCUUCGGAAGAUUAUUGGGAAGAGAACGCAAGGAGGUGUUUUCAAGCAACUCGUGAACUCUGCCAAAUUCUUAGUGCUUUGUUUGACGACGCACUUGUGGCUCCAUCAGAUUUGAAGAUCCCAAAUCCAGUGCUGAAUUCUCCUUUUUACAGUUUUACCGCUUUUAUUUGCAUAAUUCAGUGCAACUAUGGGAUUUACUUCCCAUGGAUGGAUCCUGAUAAUCAUAUAUAUGAGACAGAUGUAAGCAAUCCGCAGUCUCUUGUUUAUGGUUCGAACAAAGUGUUUAGGUUGUUGUGCCUAAAACAAGAGGUGUUUCCUCUCAUAAAAAAUUGGGUAACUAUGGUGAUAAAGACCCAGGAGCUUUAUCGGUUUGUUUCAAAUAAUAGAGAACGUGCAAAAAACAUGAACUGGGCUAGUUCUGAUAUGAAGGACAUCAAGGAAGCGUUGCGGCCAGUUUCGGAGACUGGAUCAAGUGACGAGAAUGGUAAAAGUAAGAAACAGGGGCUAAGUACUACAGGCGAGAAAGGGAGCUCUACAGUUGUAUCUAAAGAUUCAUUACAAUCACAGUCACUAGAACCGUCUCUAGUUGGUGACUCUUAUUCUUCAACUGCACUUGGUUCAGAGAAACUGCCUCAGCAAAAAAUGAUAGGGGCCAAAUCAGGAUUUGGCUCCUUCUUACAACAGAACGGCAGUACUUCAAAUUUUCAAGCGGAUAAAAAAUCUUCCGCCUUCUUACCACCUCAGGUGGUACAUCCUAAUCUCCCUUCUAAACCUACUAAUGGCGAUGGUAUUUCAACUGAUCGACGGACGGGGAGUAUUUCUGAAAAUACUCAACUUGGCCAAUUUAAUUUAUAUGGGAAUAACAUUGACCUGAAUAAUUUUAAUAACGUCCUUUUCAAAACCCCUGAUAUUAAUGUUGCGAACUUAGAAGUGGAGCCAGAAACUGAUAAAUUAACUUUGUUAUUCAAUGACCACGAAUUGGAUCUUUUACUUCAAUUCCCAGUCUGA
Messenger RNA from Eremothecium cymbalariae DBVPG#7215, 2712 nucleotides. Its product is annotated as Zn(II)2Cys6 transcription factor. Gene Ontology annotation, molecular function: zinc ion binding; DNA binding; DNA-binding transcription factor activity, RNA polymerase II-specific. Gene Ontology annotation, cellular component: nucleus. Gene Ontology annotation, biological process: regulation of DNA-templated transcription; DNA-templated transcription. The record is from RefSeq and is a predicted model, not a curated record. Lineage: Eukaryota; Fungi; Ascomycota; Saccharomycetes; Saccharomycetales; Saccharomycetaceae. Bases 1 to 2712 code for a protein of 903 amino acids. The transcript has a single exon.